Clarias gariepinus (North African catfish) is the source of this 2846-nucleotide messenger RNA. It is a transcript of the gene rfwd3, whose product is annotated as ring finger and WD repeat domain 3. Gene Ontology annotation, biological process: protein ubiquitination; double-strand break repair via homologous recombination; interstrand cross-link repair. Lineage: Eukaryota; Metazoa; Chordata; Actinopteri; Siluriformes; Clariidae. Gene Ontology annotation, cellular component: site of double-strand break; nucleus. The record is from RefSeq and is a predicted model, not a curated record. Bases 212 to 2368 code for a protein of 718 amino acids. The transcript has 13 exons. Gene Ontology annotation, molecular function: protein binding; ubiquitin protein ligase activity.
AGUAGAGGAAGGCGGGGCUAAAGCGUGGCGCGGGCUUUGGAUGUUAGUAAAGCCAGAGAAGCUAGUGGAGCGGAACAGACCGAAAAUUAUAAAUAUUUAAUUUGAGAGCGGGUCAAUGUCCUGUUAACCCAGUCACCUCUGAAGCACGCAUCGAUAAGCUCAUGGGUGAUGGUGGAUUAAUGGGAAUUAAGGCGUAAACUCGAUCUACACGAUGGAGGAUAUGGAGGUGGAUGUGCAGUUAGGAGCAGCAGGGCCAGUUGGUUCUGUUGGUCUUGAGGUUCCUAUCAUCAUCCCUGACUCUGGGAGCAGCACAGAAGUGGAAGAGGAAGAGGAUGAAGAGACUGAAAGGAGACCUGAAGGAAGCGCUCCUCCUACUACCAGACCACGGCUCUCAACAACUCAGAUUGUCAGGAGAAGGAGAGCUAGAGCAGGUCUACGGUUCCAGUUUUCCACACAGACUACACAUCUGAACAGAGGCCCUUUAGACUUCCUACUUCGGGUGUCAACAGGAAGUGAUACGGAGCCUCUCUCAGGUAGCACAGAUGAGGUGAGCGACUCUGAGGAGGAAAGACGAAAUGCAGAGACAGCGGAUUGGAUACCUGUAGGGGAUGUUGCACCUGUACUGAACAUCAGCCAGCCUGUUUCUCUGGUCAUGCCUCCUAUUCAACAAUCUGGUCCAGACACCAGCCAGCCUGUUGCUCUGGUCAUCCCUCUGCUUCAGCAGUCCAGUUCCACAGAGCCUACUGUUUCUGCUGAGGCUGAUAGGCCUGUCCUGCUAGAUCAGUCUGAGGACAGGGCUGAUUCAGCACCUACAGAGACCAAUAAAGGUGCUUCACCUUCAGCUGCUGUGGCUGCGAAUGAUGAAGGGGAUGGAGAGAACUGCCCUAUAUGUUUUGAACCCUGGACCACAUCUGGUGAUCACCGUCUGGCCACAUUGCGAUGUGGCCACUUGUUUGGCUUCACCUGUAUUGACCGCUGGCUGAAGGGCCAAGGAGCCAAAUGUCCCCAUUGCAACAAGAAGGCCAAGCGGGCUGACAUAGUCUUAUUGUAUGCACAUAAACUGAGGGCAGUGGACAACACGGAACAGGAGAGUUUAAAGAGAUCUUUGGAGCAAGAGCAGAGUUUGCGGAGGAAGGCAGAGCUGGAAUCUGCUCAGUGUCGUCUUCAGUUACAGGUUGUAACAGAUGAGUGUGGUAAACUCCGCAGAGAGGUUCAGGAGCUGAGGAUGUUAAUAGCACAGAAUCCCUCAAGCUCAACUCAGUCUCAGACCUCUACUUUUUCUCUGUCUCAGAGACCUGAUUCCUCAAGCAGGGGAAAUUACGUGUUCUCCAAGGCUGUUCUUGUUUCUCAGGCUGGUGGGUGUCGUGUGCUGUCCUACUGUGAACCCCUCAGUUGUCUGUUGGCUUCUCAACCCUCCCCUCAUGCCUCUCUGGUCCCUGGUUUUGGGGUGAAAAAAAUUAGUGCUGUGAAUCUCAAAGCCAGUCAUUACGUUCCCAUCCACAUUAAACAGAUCAGAGGCCUUGCCUUCAACAGACAGCAAGAUGGCCUCCUGCUUUCUGCUGCCUUCGAUAAUACUAUCAAGCUCACAAGCUUGUUUACAAACACUGUGGUACAGGCCUACAACACCGGGAAACCUGUAUGGAGCUGCUGUUGGUGCCAUGACAACAACAAUUACAUUUAUGCUGGUCUGAGCAACGGUUCAGUGCGGGUGUAUGACACACGGGACACGAGCACUCACGUACAGGAGCUUGCACCCUUUCGUUCCAGUUGUCCAGUUGUGUCUCUGUCCUACCUCCCCCGUGCUGCCUCCAGUUUGUUCCCCUGUGGUGGCCUCAUCGCUGGCUCCCUUGAGGGAGGAUGUUUCUGGGAGCAAGUGGAUGGAACCACUUAUCGACAGCACAUUCUGCCUUUAGAGUCAGGAGGCUGCACAGAUAUUCAGGUGCAACCUGAGAGCAGACAUUGUCUAGUCACCUACAGACCGGGUCGCACCAACCCUUCAUUGCGUUGUGUUUUGAUGGAGCUCAAUCGAAGUCCUCAACAGGACGCUGCCCAGGCACCUGUCUGUUCCUGUUCUCCUGUCCAGACAUUCACUGCUGGCUCGUCAUCCAAGCUGCUUACAAAGAAUGCCGUGUUCAGAAGUCCUGUUUCCGACUCCACUCUGGUGUGUGCUGGAGAUGAGGGCUCUAAUUCUACUAUGGUGUGGGAUGCCAGUACUGGAGGCUUGCUUCAGAAACUUCCUGCAGACUUACCAGUCAUGGACAUCUGCCCUUUUGAGACAAACCAGGAGCACUACCUAGCUUCACUAACUGAGAAAAUGAUUAAGAUCUAUAAAUGGGAGCAGAGUGGCUCAGAUAGAGUGACUCUCUGACUUUGCUUCUUUGAUUAUCGCUGGAUUCUGAGAAUGUGGUCGGUUAAAUCUUGACAUGUUUCGUUGAAAUCACGGGAAUAUCUUGAAUAUCUUUUUAUUGUGAUGACGUGAUUAUAAAAGCAGGGCAUGUGACUGGCUUCAGUUUACCUAACAGAUUGUCCAUUGUGACAUUUACCAUAAAUUGUCCACUACAAUUUUACAUUAAGUUCAUAAAAUUUAAAAUACAUCUGCAGAGAUUUUUAUGGUUUGUUGCAAUUAAAAUAUAUAGUUUUUUUUUUCCCCUUUAUCAUUGUACCAUUUUCUGCAUACUCCUGCCUCACUGGUGCAGUUACAACACAAUACUUUAAUUUAAGAAUUCAAUAAACAAAGACACAUGCUAUUGCUUUUUCCCUGUAAUGGAAAAUGUAAAUGUAUAUAUGUAAAUGUUUUUAAAUGUUCUGUGAUUGUACUUUUUAAUAAAUGUGUACAUAACGUUUUA